GCCCCCCAACCCCCAGCCCUGAUGAUGAACUUCCUACGCCGAAGACUGUCAGACAGCAGCUUCAUCGCCAACCUUCCCAAUGGCUACAUGACUGACCUGCAGCGGCCGGACCCUCCCCAGGCCCCGCCGCCUGUGUCCCCCACCCCGGAGAGGAAGCCCCCGCCCCAGCCAGCCCCAGCCCCCCCCGGCCCCGGCUCCGGCUUCUUCAGCUCUCUCACCAACGUAGUCAAACAGACCACAGCGGCGGCCACAGCCGGAUUCACAGAGCCCCCGGCACCCAGGAAGGGCAAAGUCCUCCUCCUGAUCGACCAGCCUGACACAGACUGGGCCAAACUGUUCCGGGGGAAGAAGGUGCACGGAGAGUAUGAUAUCCGCCUGGAGCAGGCUGACUUCACGGACAUUAACCUGGUGGCUCAGGCCGACGGCAGCUGCAUUGUGGACAUGCAAGUGAUCCGGAAUGGCACCAGGGUUGUGAGAUCCAUCAAACCUGACUUUGUGGUCGUACGUCAGAAUCCCUUCAACAUGGCAGAGAACGAGGAUUACAGGAACAUCGUGAUUGGCUUCCAGUAUGGAGGGCUUCUCAGUCUCAACUCCCUGGAAUCCAUCUACAACUUCUGUGACAAGCCGUGGGUGUUUGCUCAGUUGGUCAACAUCUACAAAACCCUGGGAGCCGAGAAGUUUCCCCUCAUCGAGCAGACCUUUUACCCCAAUCACAAGGAGAUGCUGAGCUUGCCGACGUUCCCGGUGGUGGUGAAGAUCGGACACGCUCACGCGGGAAUGGGAAAGGUGAAAGUGGAAAAUCACUAUGAUUUUCAGGACAUAGCCAGCGUGGUGGCUCUGGCUAACACCUACGCUACAGCUGAACCUUUCAUAGACUCCAAAUACGAUAUAAGGAUUCAAAAAAUAGGAAGUAAUUACAAGGCGUACAUGAGAACCUCAAUCUCCGGAAACUGGAAGACAAACACUGGAUCUGCCAUGCUGGAACAGAUUGCCAUGACCGACAGGUACAAGCUUUGGGUUGACAAGUGUUCGGAAAUCUUCGGCGGGCUGGACAUUUGUGCCGUGAAUGCUGUUCAUGGCAAGGAUGGCAAGGAUUACAUCAUUGAGGUGAUGGACUGCACCAUGCCGCUCAUCGGCGAGCACCAGGCGGAGGACCGGGAGCUCAUCACUGCGAUGGUCGUCGGCAAAAUGAACCAAAUGGCGAAGACAUCAAUCCCAUCGCCUCAGAAACCCACUGCCACCCGGCAACCCCAGAGCGGAGGUUUGAAGGAGACACAAGUGGGCUCGCUCCCUGCCCAGCGUCCUCCACCACAAGGGGGCCCAACACAACCCCAAGGAUCGCGUCCAUCUGGCCCGGACCCUGCUCAUCAACAGCGCCCUGGCCCCCAGGGACCACGUCCAGGAGGGCCCUUGCAACCCACAGGCCCCCCACCACCGCAGCAGCAGCAACUGCAGCAAAGACCACCUAGCCAAGCAGCCCCACCAGACAAGGCACUACAGGGCCAACCGCUGAGAGGUCCCCAGGGUCAACUGCAGAAGGCAUCUCAAGGCCAACCGCCAAUAGGACUCCAAAGCCAACCGCCAAUAGGACCCCAAGGCCAAUUGCCAAGAAGACCCAUGGGCCAACCAAUGAUAGGACCCCAAGGUCAACCGCUAAAGGGAUCGCAUGGCCAACCACCAAUAGGACCCCAGGGCCAACCAGCAUCUCAAGGACAGCCCUUAAGAAGACCCCCUGAGCAGCAGGUCCAGACCCAGCCUCCAAUCAACUCACAGCCACCGCCCCCUCAGCGGCCCCACCCACAUUUAAACAAAUCACAGUCUCUGACCAACGCGUUCAACAUCUCCGAGUCUUCGUUCUUCCGAUCCAACCAGGACGAAGCCAAGGCCGAGACUAUCCGGAGGCUGCGCAAGUCCUUCGCCAGUUUAUUCUCCGACUAGAGAGCAAGGGAGCGUGUGUGUGUAUGUGUGUGUGUUGGUUUGUG
Messenger RNA from Callorhinchus milii (elephant shark), 1982 nucleotides. It is a transcript of the gene syn2b, whose product is annotated as synapsin IIb. Lineage: Eukaryota; Metazoa; Chordata; Chondrichthyes; Chimaeriformes; Callorhinchidae. Gene Ontology annotation, biological process: neurotransmitter secretion. Gene Ontology annotation, cellular component: synaptic vesicle membrane; synaptic vesicle. Gene Ontology annotation, molecular function: ATP binding. The record is from RefSeq and is a predicted model, not a curated record.